UUUGCUAUUUCAAAAAAUGCCACUAUGAAUAUUUUGGCAUGUAUUACACCUUUGUUUCUUGUUGUUGUUUUUUUACACCCUUGGGGGUGUGACCAGUAGGGGGUUUCUAGGUCAAAGCGUAUAUAACCAUUGUUCUUCUGUAAUUCUGAGUUGAUAUCUACAGUGGUUGGAGUAAUUCACAAUUCCACCAAGGUGUGUUUAUGAGUGUGCCUGUCUUACUGCAGUCUCUCGAACAUUGAUUAUUUAGGUCUUUUGGAAUCUUUUCAGUUCGCUAGGUACAAGGUGAACCUUCAGAGUUGUUUCAUUUUCAUUUCUCUUGUUCUCUUAUCCCCUUGCUCCAAAUCAUCUCAGCAGCAUCCUCCACUCACUCCUCCUUUGCUCUAGUCUUGAGGAAGAUGCAAUCUCUGCUAUCUGCUGAUUCCUUCCUCAUUGCUUACAAACAUUUCCAGAUCUCUCCCUAUCUUAAAAACUGUCACUUGGCCUCCCAUCCCCUUAAGCUGUCAUCCUUUUCAGAUUCCUAGAAAAAGCCGUUUGCACUCAUUGCCUCCGCUCUCUUACUGCCAUCUCAUCUCCUUGCCACCUGGCUUCCAAUCUCAUUGGUCAGCUGAAACUUCUCUCCAAGGUUACCAUGCUCUGUUAAUUGCCAAAGCUAAUUGCUUUUUCUCCUCUUUGACCUCCCUGCAGCAUUUGACAUUAUCGGGCCAUGCUGUCCUCCUACACAUACUUUCUUCCCUCGGUUUUCAUGACGCUGCUUUCUCCUGGCUCUUCUCCUGGCCAUUCCUUCUCAGUUUCCUUUGUUUUGAGCCAUGUCCUUGUCUCACCCCUUAUGUGGGUGGUCUCCUGGGCCGCCUUCUCUCUGUACAGUAUGCUCUCUCUAACUCUGUCAGCUCCUGACAUUAGUUGGAGUGUUCCAGUUGACAUCUGGGAAGUGCUUUGAGAACCUUAAAUGCUAGCUAUUAUUGUUAGUCCACACCCAUAGUCCCCCUCACCUCUCUGCAAAGAAGAAAGAGAAAGAGAGAGAGGGAGAUGUGUUUUCUCAUAUCUCUUUGGGGCCAAGCUUGGACAUUUCAGUUUUAUAGCAUUAUUUCACAAAUUGAGAUUCCUAAAGCACAUUGUUGUGCUUCAAGAAAUUUUAGUGGCUCCCUCUUGCUUCUAGGAUAAAGUACAAAGCUGGCUUUUGAAACCCUUCACAGCCUGCCUCCAAACUACCCUUCCAAGCUUAUUUAACUUUCUUUUCCUUCACAUGCUUUGCAUCCCAAAUCGACUGGCCUUGCUAUUCCCCAGGCGCCUAGAAUGUGCGCCCUUCCCACCUCUACCAUACAGAAUCCAUAGCUGCCUUCAGAACUCAAUUAGAAUCACUCACUGCAGUCAUUUGAAAAAACGGCAGCCUUUCGUGAGUUGAAGAAAUUUUAAAAUGAGGGGGCUUAAUCAGUUUCUCCCAUUCAUUUCAGGUUCUACGUGGGCCUCAAAGGCUCAUUCCAAAUGAAUGGUUUUGUGACGACUCAACAUCCAAACUAGGGAAAGGAAAGGAGAAACCCCACAUACUAGACUUAGAUGUCCGACUUCUAUUUUUUAGAGAUUGGGGUGGGGUGUUAUCCAUCAAAUCUUCAUCCAGUUUGGGAGGGUAGGAAGGCAACUCCCAUGAUGGCUUUCUAUUUUUCCUUUUUUUGUAUAGGAAAAGAUUUCUCUUUGGACAUAUGUAUUAGAGCUGCUUCCCCCUUUUGGGGGGUUCUAGGAUGGUGAUUGGCAGGGAGUGAGGUGUUAUCUGCUAUCUCCAUUUCCAGAUCUGUGGUUUGGGAUCUUUGUUUGAUAAGGUGACAAUGUAGGGUCCAAAUGUUCCCUCGUUUACUUGAGUUCAGCUAAUAAGAGAUGUGGAGAAUCUUAUCUGUGAUCCUAAGUACUGUGGGUCUCUGUGGGCCCAGGUGAUAUUUACCUCUGAAGCCAUAAGGGAAGACUGGGAGAUUUUCUCUUCUGGUUUUGGUGGUGAAAGAAGAGAGAUCAGAAAGCAACUAAAGCUACAUUGGGACUCUGGAAAAUAGCCAAUUGAUUUGGAUGUGAGUGUUUCACAGGAGUUCUGGCCAUUGCCAGGAGGAUGGCCUUGGAUCUUUCCCUCAAGUGAGAGCCAAAGACCUCUGCUGGGGAUGCUCGUCAUUUUCUCCUUUGGGAUUCUGCAGAUGCUUGUGAGUACUGUGGAUGGUGAUCUUUGUCCACCUCUGGAAGAACCAGUUGCCACUAAUGACCCAAAAGUAAAUAAGAAAAAAGAUAAGGACAGAGAGAAGAAAUUCAUCUGGAACCAUGGCAUCACUCUGCCACUGAAGAAUGUCAGAAAGAGAAGGUUCCGGAAAACAGCCAAGAAGAUGGCCCAGUACAUCGAAUCUCCAGAUGUGGAAAAGGAGGUCAAGAGACUGCUGAGUACAGAUGCUGAAGCUGUCAGUACCCGAUGGGAGGUCAUUGCUGAAGAUGAAACAAAGGACACAGAUAACCAUGGUUCCCUGAACAGCCUGGACAUCUCUCCAGGAACGAGUAGCAGUAAGCAGGGCUAUAGCUCAUCAGAACACGAGCUCCGAGAGAUAUUUAAUGACAUUAGUAGCAGCAGUGAUGAUGACGAUGAUCAGGAUCACCAUGACGAUGAAGAUAUAAACAUCCUUGACACCGAGGAAGACCUGGAGAAGCCACCACAGAGCACCCACGAUGAAUCUGAUCAACGGCGCCAAGAAGAUAAGAAAGCAAAUCUCCUGGUUGUAGGACUCCAGAAGCAGAUUGAUGUGAUGAAGGGAAAGCAUCAAGAGACUAGGGAGAGAGCAAAACGCCAGGAGGACCUCAUCUUCAAAGUGGAAAAUCUGGCCCUCAAGAACCGUCUUCAGGCUGUGCUGGAUGAGCUCAAACAGCAGGAAGAACAAGAAAAGCAGCAGGAAGCCCGUGGCAGUAAAAUGCCUUUGAAGAAGAGCCAAGGCCAUCCAAAAUUCCAAGGCUCAGGAGGCAAGAUGCAACAGAGGCAACUCUACUCUUUUUGAAAUCCUGAGCAGUUUCACCAGCAGCUGUCCUGAGCUUCAAAGGUGAAGAAAACCUGCAUUUUUUUCAGUCCGUCGUCUUCACAAAAUUUUUCAUUAAACCAAGUUUAUAAUGUGCAGCGGUGGUAAGAAAACUUUUCUUCUUCAAAUUGUUGGCUUGCCAUAUGAUUUUUUCCUUGAAAUUCUUUCCUUUGAGGCCAGUGUUUAAUGUUUUCCUUUGACUGUUCUUUCCUGUUUACAGAUAAAGCAGUUGUAGUUGUUGUAACCAAGUUGCAAUCCCAGUAAAAGAGCAAUUUCUUUGAGAUUCCCAUGUAUUUGCCAAGGACGUUUUUCAUACCGAAUGUGGUUCGAGAAGUUUUUGUGUUUCAAAUACAUUCUGUUCCCUGUUA
Messenger RNA from Vombatus ursinus (common wombat), 3400 nucleotides. It is a transcript of the gene TAF7L, whose product is annotated as TATA-box binding protein associated factor 7 like. The record is from RefSeq and is a predicted model, not a curated record. Gene Ontology annotation, cellular component: transcription factor TFIID complex. Bases 2142 to 3014 code for a protein of 290 amino acids. Lineage: Eukaryota; Metazoa; Chordata; Mammalia; Diprotodontia; Vombatidae. Gene Ontology annotation, biological process: transcription initiation at RNA polymerase II promoter; RNA polymerase II preinitiation complex assembly. Gene Ontology annotation, molecular function: RNA polymerase II general transcription initiation factor activity. The transcript has 11 exons.